AGCCGUACUCGAUUCUGGUCCAAUGAAAUCAACACUGGCAUAUGCUUUUGUUGAAGUUACUGUUUUUAUAAAUUUUUUCUCCAUGCUCUUUUACUGAGAAAAAGAUCUUUAAACUGCAAUUCAAAAAGUGUAUUUAUUGCAGUUUACAUUUCUCUUUAUAAAGUGGGAGGAUUCAACUGCAAACAUUAACGAUCACUACUGUACACAGUAAGAACCGCGAAAGAAAUGUGAGCAACCAGUUCAAACCGGUUACUGAAAGUAUAUAUUAAAUCAUAUCUGGUUCCGUUGAAAGUGGAUAAACACGCUUUCAAAGUUUGACCUGUUAAAAAAAGGUGGCAUUUUUUGUUUGGUAGCACUAUAUGACAACUGUCAGAGUGGAUGGGAUGAAGCAGCCUGUUGCAUUUGGACACCCAGUCAAUGGGAACAUGGCAAACAUGGUGGACCAAGCAGCACGGCUUUUGGACUUCUCACAGAAACUUGACAUCAAUCUUCUGGAUAAUAUUGUGAAUUGCAUGUAUACGGGAGAAGGUCCAGAACAAAAAAUAGCGCAAGAAGUUUUGACUGCUUUAAAAGAACAUCCUGAUGCAUGGACUAGAGUGGAUACUAUUUUGGAGUUUUCAAAAAAUCAACAAACCAAAUAUUAUGGUUUACAAAUCUUAGAAAAUGUCAUCAAAACACGAUGGAAAGUUCUGCCGAGAAAUCAGUGUGAAGGAAUAAAAAAGUACAUUGUUGGAUUAAUCAUCAAAACAUCUUCAGAUCCUCAAAGCUUAGAAGGUGAAAAAGUAUACUUGAACAAAUUAAAUAUGAUUCUUGUUCAGAUUUUGAAACGAGAAUGGCCUAAGAACUGGCCAACGUUUAUCAAUGAUAUCGUGGGUGCAAGUAAGACCAAUGAAAGCCUUUGUCAGAACAACAUGAACAUAUUGAAGCUUCUGAGUGAAGAAGUUUUUGAUUUUUCAAGUGGGCAAAUGACACAAGCCAAAGCAAAACACUUAAAGGAUACCAUGUGUAAUGAGUUCUCUCAGAUCUUUCAACUUUGUAAUUUUGUAAUGGAAAGUUCGCAAAAUGCUUUAUUAGUUCAUGCAACACUAGAAACUCUUCUCAGAUUUCUUAACUGGAUCCCACUAGGGUACAUUUUUGAAACAAAACUCAUCAGUACUUUGAUUUACAAAUUUCUCAAUGUUCCUAUGUUUCGAAAUGUCACACUCAAAUGCCUGACUGAGAUAGCUGGAGUCAGGGCCUCUCAUUAUAAUGAAAUGUUUGUUGUUCUUUUCACCCAAACAAUGGCCCAGUUGGAGCAGAUGUUGCCUCCAAGGACAAUUAUUAAAGAAGCUUAUGCCAAAGGUCAAGAUGAAGAACAAAAGUUCAUUCAAAAUCUUAGUUUGUUCUUGUGUACUUUUUUGAAAGAACAUGGAACCUUGAUCGAAAAGAAAACUGAACUUAAUGAAACACUUCUAAAGGCUCUUCACUAUUUACUUCUAAUAUCUGAAGUUGAGGAAGUUGAAAUAUUUAAAAUAUGCCUUGAGUAUUGGAAUGCAUUGGCAGCAGAUUUGUACCGUGAAAGUCCAUACAUGGCUGCUUCGCCUCUGAGUCUACCACAUCCAAAUUCAGUUGUCCCUUUACGGAGGCAAUUGUAUAAAGAAGUACUCACAAAAUUGAGGUACAUAAUGAUAGGAAGGAUGGCAAAACCAGAAGAAGUACUUGUAGUAGAAAAUGAGCAAGGAGAAGUAGUUCGUGAAUUUAUGAAAGAUACAGAUUCAAUUCAGUUGUAUAAAAAUAUGAGAGAGACUUUAGUGUACCUUACCCAUUUGGAUUAUGCUGAUACUGAGCGAAUAAUGACAGAAAAACUGCAUAAUCAAGUGAAUGGCUCUGAAUGGUCAAGGAAGAAUUUGAAUACUCUAUGUUGGGCUAUUGGAUCUAUUAGUGGAGCUAUGUAUGAAGAAGAUGAGAAAAGGUUUCUAGUCACUGUUAUAAAGGAUCUUCUUGGACUUUGCGAGCAGAAACGUGGCAAAGAUAACAAAGCUAUAAUUGCAUCAAACAUAAUGUAUGUUGUUGGCCAAUACCCAAGAUUUUUGAGAGCUCACUGGAAAUUUUUAAAGACAGUUGUAAAUAAAUUAUUUGAAUUCAUGCAUGAAACUCAUGAUGGUGUUCAAGACAUGGCUUGUGAUACAUUCAUAAAAAUUGCACAGAAGUGUCGGAGGCAUUUUGUACAGGUUCAAGUUAGUGAAGUGCAUCCCUUUAUUGAAGAAAUCUUAAGUAGUAUCAACACAAUUAUUUGUGAUCUACAACCUCAACAAGUCCAUACAUUUUAUGAAGCUAUUGGUUGCAUGAUUGCUGCUCAUAAUGACCUAACUGUGCAAGAAAAUUUGAUUGAGAAAUAUAUGAGUCUUCCAAAUGAAGUAUGGGAUGCCAGAAUUCAACAAGCAACAAAGUCAGUUGAUGUGUUAAAAGAUCCUGAUGCAGUAAAACAACUUGGAAAUAUUUUAAAAACAAAUGUAAGAGCGUGUAAAGCUCUUGGACAUCCAUACGUCAUCCAGCUUGGUCGUAUCUAUUUGGAUAUGCUAAAUGUAUAUAAAGUAAUGAGUGAAAACAUCAGUGCAGCUAUUAGUCUAAACGGAGAGAUUAUUACUAAGCAACCUUUAAUUCGAAGUAUGCGAAAUGUGAAGAAAGAAACAUUAAAAUUAAUAUCUGGAUGGGUCAGCAGAUCUACAGAUCCUACUGUGGUUUUAGAAGAUUUUAUCCCACCUUUACUUGAUGUAGUAUUGCUAGACUAUCAGAGGUGUCCUAUUGCUUCAGCUCGUGAACCAGAAGUAUUAUCAACCAUGGCAACUAUAGUGAAUCGGCUAGAAGCUCAUAUAACUCCAGAAAUUCCCAAGAUAUUUGAUGCAGUUUUUGAAUGUACUCUAGAUAUGAUCAACAAAGAUUUUGAAGAAUUUCCGGAGCACCGAACAAAUUUCUUCCUCCUUCUGCAAGCAGCUGUUACACAUUGCUUCCCAGCUUUACUAAACAUACGAGCUGCUCAGUUCAAGCUUGUGCUCGACUCCAUUAUUUGGGCUUUCAAACACACCAUGAGGAAUGUCGCAGAUACUGGUUUGCAAAUUUUGUACCAGUUAUUACAAAAUAUAGCAAUAAGAGAGGCUGCAGCACAGAGCUUCUAUCAGACUUAUUACACAGACAUCUUACAACAUUUAUUUUCUGUUGUUACAGAUACAUCUCAUACGGCAGGUUUAACAAUGCAGGCUACAAUACUGGCCUACAUGUUCAGUAUGGUAGAAAGUGGGAAGAUUACUGUGCCAUUAAAUCCUGUAGAGCAAGCGGAUGGUAAACCAAACAUUGCUUUCGUCCAGGAUUUUGUUGCACGAUUGUUGAAAACAGCUUUUGGACAUUUGUCAGAUGCUCAGAUCAAAAUUACAGUCCAAGGUUUUUUUAAUUUGGAUCAAGACAUUACAGCAUUUAAAGAACACUUAAGAGAUUUUCUAGUGCAAAUCAGAGAAUUUGCAGGUGAAGAUGACAGUGAUCUUUUCUUGGAAGAUAGAGAGACUGCUUUACGAAUAGCAGAGGAAGAGAAAAGAAAGAUACAGAGUUCUGUCCCUGGUAUAAUAAAUCCUCACGAAAUCCCCGAGGAUAUGCAGGACUGAUAAGCAUUGUUGCAACCAAAUCAGAGCAUUACCUAAGCCAUGUUCUCAUCUCUUAACAUUUCAUCGUGCGUUUGAAUUCAGAUCUUAAGUUUUAUUUAAGAAAAAAAGUUUUGUGAAAUUUAGGUCAGAAUGUGUGUUGUGCAUAAUUGAGGAAAGAAUGCAGACAUCAUACCCAUAUUUUGUAGAUAAUCAACUUCUGUUUAUGAAUUUUGCAGCAACUGGUGCUUGAAAGUUCGAACUGCUUUAUGCCUGUAAAGAGUUUUGAUUACGUGCUGGGUUGUAUGUGGUUGUAAAUAGAACAUCAGUCAUAGUUUUGCAGAUAAAUUACUUCUGCGAAAAGAUAUCUCAUACUUGUUGGCCUUCUUUUCUAGGCCUUGUAAUGUUUGUGAAGUUGGCUGUAAAAAUACAUUUUAUUCUUCUUUUGCUCCCCAACUUACAGGAUAUAGAUGUUACCACACCUCAAAAUAUACUGUACUAGUUGGAGCUGGAUAAAUCAAGUCAAAAACACUUUAAUUUUAUUUUUUAACUGCGCAAGUUGUGUCGAUUGGUAGAAUGAAACUUAUGUUUGCAUUGCUGUAAGAGGGUAUGCAAGUGAAGAUUGAAUAAAAUAUUUCUAAUUAUAUGCAGAUGUGUUUAUAAGCUUUAUUACAUAGUACCAAGGGAGAUAUUUCUCUGAGUAUUUUAAAUGGUGAUAUUAUUGUCAGCAAAUGUCUUUUUGAAGUUGCACCCACUUUGUUUUAUAUGUGUCACAAAACUGAUUAUGUGUUCAUAAUAUUUCAUUGGAUUGAAAGCACAAAUUACUGUUUUUGCUUUCUACUAAAAACAUGACAUUCAUAUGUGUGUAGAGCAUGGUGUGUGUUUGGCAAAUCGGAGUGUCUGCAUAUUGUUUCUUUUGAUCUCCUCCCUCUCCUCCAAAAACAAUUUCUUUAGCUUAUUGUAUUCAAUUUUUUCCAUGUCACAAAUAAUAUAAUUUAAGUGCUUUAUUACAUACAUAUUCUUUGGAACGCAUGGCGGUAUUAUCAGUUGAAACUUGCUUUACCCAACAAAUGCCACAAACAAAGAAAACAUUGCAUGUGUCAUUGUUGAAUGAUGCAUUAAGAAAAAAAAUAAUUUGAAGCUUUUAAUGAAUAUGGAAGGGAAAAAAAAUUUACAGGUACUAUUCCAUUAAAAAUUUAAAGUAUUCCUUAAAAAUA
Messenger RNA from Uloborus diversus, 4828 nucleotides. RefSeq names its product exportin-1-like (gene emb). The transcript has 30 exons. Gene Ontology annotation, biological process: ribosomal small subunit export from nucleus; protein export from nucleus; ribosomal large subunit export from nucleus. The record is from RefSeq and is a predicted model, not a curated record. The coding region runs from base 360 to 3635 and encodes 1091 amino acids. Lineage: Eukaryota; Metazoa; Arthropoda; Arachnida; Araneae; Uloboridae. Gene Ontology annotation, molecular function: nuclear export signal receptor activity; small GTPase binding. Gene Ontology annotation, cellular component: nucleus; cytoplasm.